AUUUAAGAUGAAAAACAGUAACCUACCGACAUUUAAUAUGAAAAAAAUAAUACUAGUGAGUAACAAUAAUGAAAUGAGAAGGCAACUCAUUGUUAAUAAUCAAAGCUCCGUAAAUACGAAUUAUAAUUGCUACAGUUUUUUGAACAAAUCCACUGAUAUAAAAAUUACAAGCGUCCAAUCAUUGAGCGGAACAGAAAACUGUUGGAAUGAAAAUAUUGACAACAUAGAAAAUGGUCACGUACAAACAAUCUGUGAUGAAAAUGAAACAAAAUUUUCAAUCAGUGAACUUACAAUUAAUGAAAACUCAAGUACUGAAAUCGCAGAUACGACUAACACUAACCGUCAAGAACUCCCAUUUACAUUUAUAGCCGAUACAAAUAUUACACUAGAAAAUAGUUUUAAUCCCUUAGAUGUAAUUGUAAAACAAGAAAACGAUGUUGAUCCUUUAGCUACAGAUGUUAAGCCUGAUCAACAAGAAUUGAAUAAAGUCUUAUUGGAAAAUUAUAAUAAAGAAUCAUGUAUAUUAGAAGGACUCCUAAAACAGUAUAAGCGUACUAAAAUAAGUAACAAAAAGUUUGAGUGUGAUAUGUGUCCGAAAAAAUACGUCUUGAAGCAAUCUUUACAACGGCACAAGGCUGUACAUGUGAAAAAACUAAAAUUUCCCUGUAAAAUUUGUUACUUUCAAACAAACUCGAAUUCAUUAUUAAAAAAACAUAUCACAAAUAACCAUCACAUUACAAGACCGGUACUACGUGAUGUUCGGGGCUCAAAAUUGAGUCAAAGCUCACAAUUUAAAAAAAAAAAUCAUAAAACGGGUAAGAUAUCACAGAAAAACAAUACUCGUUGCUUGAAAUCAAUGAAAAAAUCACUGUUAAAGAAAUCUAUCAAAAAUCGUCAAUGUUUACAAAAGAGCCACACUUGUAAAGUUUGUCAUAAAGUAUAUGCUACGAAACAUACUUUAGAGCGACACAAAAUUGUUCAUGUAAUAAAGAAAAAACAAAACUUUCAGUGUGAAGUUUGUAAUCUAAUAUGUACUCGACAAUCAAGCUUAGGAAAACAUCUUAAGACCCAUUUAAACAAUGAAAUAUUCAAGUGUGAUAUUUGUAAGAAAAUCUUUCGUCGAAAGUUAACUCUGAUUCGACAUAUGGAUUUACACGAUCUGAAAAUAAGAGUUGAGUGUGAUAACUGCCACUUAACUUAUACCAGGAAGAGCAGUUUAAUUCGACAUAUGCGUUCUUGUUUUUGGAAUUUACCUGCCGAUAGACCAUUUACAUGCGAUAUUUGUAAUUCCAAUUAUUCGAGGAAGUCACAUUUGGAAUCUCACAUUAUACAUCAUCACUUGAAAGGUGUACAUGUAAAUUGUAAAAUUUGUCUACGAAAUUUUUCUCGAACGUCAUCUUUAGAACAUCAUAUGCUUAUCCACAUACGGGGGAAAAUAUACAAAUGUGAUAUUUGUCAUUCAAAGUACACUGAAGAAACUUCGUUAGCUCAACAUAUGAGUGAUACUCACAAAAACGAAGAAUCUUUCAAAUGUGACAAUUGCCAGGCUGAGUUUUUAACUAAACAAAAUUUAUCGAUUCAUAUGAGAUGUCAUAAAACAGAACGAUUUGAAUGUACUAUUUGUCAACGAAGCUUUUCUCGAAAUUUCAAUCUCAAACAGCACAUGUAUACUCACACAAACGAAAACGUAUUCAAGUGUAACAUUUGUCACUUAAAAUUCACUCAAGAGUCAAUGUUAACAACGCAUCUUGAAAAUCAUACUCGUGAUAAACAAUAUAAGUGUGAUGUUUGUGAAGCAAUUUUUCGUCAAAAAUCAAAACUGAAUAAACACAGACUCACUCACACGAGAGAAAAGUCAUUUGAGUGCGAUAUUUGUCAAGCUUUCUUCUCCCAUAAGUUCAUUUUAGACAAACACAAACUUACUCAUACAAGAGAAAAAUCUUUUCACUGUGAUAUUUGUCCAAGCCAGUUUUGUAGUCAGUAUAAUCUCGAUAAGCACCUGGUUCUUCAUACGAGGAAAGAAUUAUUUGAAUGCAAUGUUUGCCAUUCAAAGUUCAUUCAUAAAUCUCAGUUAAAGACACACCUUUACAGUCAUAGUGAUAAAAAAAUUUUCAAGUGCGACAUUUGUGAAAGAAUCUUUUCUCAUCAUUUUAGUUUAAAACGACACAAACUUAUUCAUACGGGCAACAAACAAUUCAAGUGCGAUGCUUGUUUAGCUAAAUUUUUCACAAUUCAAUCUUUGACAAAGCACAUUAAAAAGUCACAUAAAAAUAAAGAAUACAAAUGUGAUAUUUGCAAGAAACACUUUUCUGCGAAGGGUUGGCUUGACAGGCAUCGUCUUAUUCAUGCAAAGGAUGAACUAGUAUGUAGUACAAAAAAUGAACGAUUAGAUCAUACAAGUGAUUAA
Cotesia congregata is the source of this 2407-nucleotide messenger RNA. The record is from the annotation of a GenBank genome assembly. Lineage: Eukaryota; Metazoa; Arthropoda; Insecta; Hymenoptera; Braconidae.